Molecule: messenger RNA, 1566 nt
Organism: Melanotaenia boesemani (Boeseman's rainbowfish)
Lineage: Eukaryota; Metazoa; Chordata; Actinopteri; Atheriniformes; Melanotaeniidae
Product: heterogeneous nuclear ribonucleoprotein A0-like
Exons: 1
Coding region: 77-967 (296 amino acids)
Molecular function (GO): RNA binding
Source: RefSeq, a predicted model, not a curated record
GCCCGCCCUGACGUUGCUCAUUGAAGAAGCAGAGGGACGGUUUCAUCUUACCAUCCUCCUCGAAAGAAAGUCAAUCAUGGCGGCUAUACUGUGUAAGCUUUUUGUAGGAGGGUUGAACGUAGAAACCACAAGCGAUGGCCUCCGGAGUUACUUCGAACAGUUUGGAUCGCUUACCGACUGCGUCGUGGUUAUGAACCAGCAACUCGGACGGUCUCGUUGUUUCGGCUUCAUCACCUACUCGUCACCGGAGGAGGCCGACGCAGCAAUGGCGGCAAAACCACAUGUCGUCGAAGGCAACAACGUGGAACUGAAAAGAGCCAUCGCAAGAGAGGAUGCCAACAACCCAGACAUCCUCGCUAAUGUGAAGAAAAUUUUCGUCGGAGGUGUGAAAGACCACAUCGAAGCAGACAACCUGACCGAAUACUUCUCGCAGUUCGGUGUAGUGGAGAAGGCUGAAAUCAUCUCCGACAAGCAGACCGGCAGGAAGAGAGGCUUCGGCUUUGUCUUCUUUGAAGACACCGACUCCGCCACCAAAGCGGCGCUGACCAAAUACCACACCAUUAACGGGAACAAGGUGGAGGUAAAGAAAGCCCUCACUAAACAGGAGAUGUCCACAGGCGGCCGCGGAGGAAGAGGCCGGGGAAGAGGGAUGCAGAACUAUGGCGGCGGAAGAGGAGGUGGUGGCUACGGGGGAGGAUACGGCGGCAAUUACGGAGGUGGCUAUGGCUAUGGUGGGGGCUACAACGGUGGUGGAGGCUACGGCGGUUACGGAGGAUACGACGACUAUAACAACCAAAUGGGGGGUGGAUACAGUAACGGAGACUUUGGGGACGGGUAUGGACAACAGCAGUCAAAUUAUGGAGCAAUGAAGGGGGGCAAUUAUUCCUAUAGGAGCGGGGCUCCUUACAGAGGAGGUGGAGGAGGCGGGAGCUACGGCAGAGGUGGUGGGUAUAGCGGUGGCUAUUAGUAGCCCCCGUUAAUGAAAAAUAUGGGGAAAUUUGAAACGAACUUGAAUUUACACAAACAUCACAUGAACCCAGGUGGGGAUGAGCGGUCUUUAAGUUUUCUUAAAAUCACCCACACAAAAUGAAUGAGACUGACCUGGAUCCGCCGCCCCCACGUGGACCCCAUCUUGUUCCACCCGUUAUGGACUUUACUACAAAAAUAUUUGUGAAUUGUUGAACUGUAUUUUGUUAUGUUUGGGGGGGAAAGGUUUGUUGUGAACCAUGUGUUAAGGUCUGUCAGUCACUGCUUCGCAGCUCAAAAAUUAGUUUGUUUUGCAGAGCAGAUGUUAUUUUUGCAUCAUGAACUCAGGGUUUUAAGUGAAGUUGGUUGCAGUUGGAGAGCACGAGACUUGAUUGCUUGAGUUUCUUGAUCUUAAAGCAUUUUCGUGACAAAGCAUCUCCAAGCAAUGUCACGUUUUAUUUUCACUGUAAAUGACCUUUUUCCACUUUACCGUCCCAUUACAGGUUUUUCUUUGUUUUUUAAUUAAAAAUCAGUGUGUUCAAUUCACCCAUAUGUUUUUUGUUCUACUUUUAUUAAAGUUUUUAAUGUUUUGAACCUCUA